AGCCGGACGAGUGAUAACAGUGAAAAGUGAAAACAUUUAUUGAAUCAUCAAAUCAUCAAUAGCAAGUACAUAUACCGGUGAUAAUUAUUGAUGAUCAGGUGAUAUUACUUCGUUUUUCGGUUUUUGUUCGCCGUCUUUUAAUUCCUUGUGAUUGAUGCAUAACUUUUCAGUUUAAUUGUCCAAUGACUCAAGUGAAUUUCGCACCACUGCUGUCAAAGAGAUCGUUAUGAGUCGUGAAAGUUUUUCCUCUGAAGGUAUGGACACUUCGGAAGAGGACCCUCCUGAUUUUGAAGGAGAUUCUCGCAUCAAGCCAGAUAUUCAGCAAGAAAAAUCAAACUCAAUAGAUCGCACUCCGCGCUCAGCACCGCAAGAUGACAAUCAAGCCUUGAAAGCGUUGUCUUCGAAAUUCUCAAUACAAAUCACACCUUGUCCAGUGCCUCCAGAACAUAAGCAGGCUUUUGAGCGGUUAUCUGCAAAAAGUUCAAUAAAUAUUACCCCUCGGCCAACUCCGCCAGAGGAUGCUCUCGAAAGGUUAUCGUCCAAAAGCUCCAUAAAGAUCACACCACGCCCAGCGCCACAAGGUGUCAAUCAUGCACUGAAGGCGCUGUCAUCAAAAAGUGCUAUUCAGAUAACUCCUUGUCCUGUGCCUCAAGAAGACAAGCAGGCUUUUGAAAGGUUAUCUUCAAAAAGUUCAAUAAAGAUUACACCUCGGCCAGUGCAGCGUAAAGAUUCCUCCGCACCAGUAAUAAGCAUCAAAGAAGCCCUUAGAAUGGUGAAAGAGUCCAGUGACGAUCCACCAGCAGCAUUACACCAGAACGAAUCAGCCACCAAGGAGAAAGCUAAUAUCCAGUCACCCACGGAGGAUAAUGCCCAGAAUUCUCCUCCAUUGGUGUCCAGCCAACAAAAUGAGGAACUCAAAGAUGCAGUUUGUGACUCUAACUCCGGUGGCAGUACCAGCAAUGAUACCUCAGAUCUCACCGCUGCUAUUGUCGAUGGAAUAGAUGAUGAAUUGGUCCUAAAUGGCAAGCCAACUGACAGAGGUGAGCGCUUUGAUUUCUUAUUAAAACAGACUGAACUGUUUGCAAAUUUUGUUACAGAGUCUGCUGAAACUUAUUCAUCUCUAGAAAAACCCAAAAUAUUUAGUUCACCCAGCACUGAAAAUAAUACUGAUGCGUCAGUGGAGCAUCGCCACCGAAAAACUGAAAAAGAGGAAGAUGCUGAAUUACUAGCUGCUAGUCAGAAAAAUUUGAAGGCAAUCCGAGUGCUAGACUCAACUCCAUUUUAUAUAAAAAACGGCGAACUACGAGAUUAUCAAAUUCGAGGUCUCAACUGGUUGAUCUCUCUGCACGAUAGCAAAAUUAAUGGAAUCUUAGCAGAUGAAAUGGGACUCGGUAAAACCCUUCAAACUAUCUCUUUACUUGGAUAUCUUAAACACUUUCGAAAAAUUGAAGGGCCUCACUUAAUUGUUGUUCCUAAGUCUAUGUUGUCCAAUUGGAGUAAUGAAAUUGAGAAAUGGUGUCCGUCUUUGAAAGCUGUCACUUUAGCUGGUGACCAAGCCAUGCGAGCUGAUUUUAUCCGCGAUAUUUUAAAGCCCGGAACUUGGAAUGUUUGCAUAACAAGUUACGAGAUCCUCAUCAGAGAAAAAACAGCUCUUAAAAAAAUCAGUUGGUCCUAUUUUAUCAUUGACGAAGCUCAUCGAAUAAAGAAUGAAAAAUCCAAAUUGUCCGAAACAAUCAGAGAAUUCAAGUCAAAUCACCGUUUACUUCUAACAGGCACACCACUCCAAAAUAAUUUGCAUGAAAUUUGGGCUUUAUUGAAUUUUUUGCUACCAAAAGUUUUUGACUCAGCCGAUGACUUUGAUGCUUGGUUUAACACAAAUAGCUGCCUUGGUGACAAUGCUCUCAUAGAACGUCUCCACACCGUUUUACGGCCGUUCCUCCUCAGACGUUUGAAGUCUGAAGUUGAAACAGAACUCAAACCAAAAAAAGAAAUUAAAGUUUAUAUAGAUUUAAGUAAAAUGCAAAGAGAAUGGUAUUUAAAAAUUUUAAUGCGAGAUAUUGAUAUUGUCAAUGGUGCUGGUAAGGUUGAAAAAAUGCGACUUCAAAACAUUCUCAUGCAGCUGAGGAAGUGCUGUAAUCAUCCUUACUUAUUUGACGGAGCCGAGCCAGGUCCUCCUUACACAACAGAUGAGCAUUUGAUUUUCAAUUGCGGCAAGAUGAUCAUUCUUGAUAAAUUACUUGCAAAGCUGAAGGAUCAAGGUUCGCGUGUCCUGAUUUUCAGUCAAAUGACAAGAAUGGUUGAUAUCUUGGAGGACUACUGCUAUUUCAGAGGCUACAAAUACUGCCGCCUAGAUGGUCAAACACUACAUGAAGAUCGACAUGAAAGGAUUAAGGACUUUAAUCGACCUGACAGUGACAAAUUUUUAUUUUUGUUGUCAACCAGAGCCGGAGGACUUGGCCUCAAUUUAGCCUCAGCUGAUGUUGUCAUUCUGUAUGAUUCUGACUGGAACCCCCAGAUGGACUUACAAGCAAUGGAUCGAGCUCACCGAAUCGGUCAAAAAAAACAAGUCCGGGUCUUCAGAUUUAUUUCAGAAAAUACUGUGGAAGAAAAAAUAAUCGAAAAAGCUGAGGUGAAACUACGGCUAGACAAGAUAGUAAUCCAGCAAGGUCGCUUAGUUGAUAGCAAAACUGCGCUGAAUAAAGAAGAUAUUUUAAACAUGAUCAGACAUGGUGCGAAUUAUGUAAUUUCGUCCAAAGAUUCUGAUAUAAUUGAUCAGGAUAUUGACACGAUUCUUGAAAAAGGAGAAGCCAAGACUGAAGACUUCAAGCAGAAGUUCGAACAACUUGGAGAAUCUGCUUUGGCAAAUUUUUCACUCGACACACCGUCCGAUUCUAUUUAUAAGUUUGAGGGAACUGACUACCGUGGAAUCACAGGUAGGAGUAAUCAAUGGAUUGAGCUGCCAAGGAGAGAGAGAAAAAGUCUCCACAGCGAUAUUAUUGGAGAUUAUGAGCGGAGGUAUGAUGUGAAAAACCUUAAAGCUCCUAAACCUCCAGACCUACCAGUUAUUUUCGAUUUUCAAUUUUACCCUCAGAGGUUGUAUGAGCUGUUGAAUAAAGAAGUCUACUAUUACCGAAAAUCUGUUGAUUAUAAGAUACCGCAAUUUCCGGAUAUGGAUGAAGAAGCCCUGAAACUAAGGGAGGAAGAGCAGAGGAAGAUUGAUGAGGCGAUACCUCUGUCAGAAGAAGAACUUAAAGAGAAGGAAGAUUUACUGUCCCAAGGUUUCUCAAACUGGACAAAAAAAGACCUGAAUGCUUUUGUCCGGGCAAAUGAGAAGUACGGGCGCAUGGACAUCCGCAGUAUCUGCAAAGAGUUUGAAGACAGAACCUCUGAAGAUGUAAUUGAGUAUAGUAGAGUUUUUUGGGAGCGCUGCGAUGAGUUGCAAGACAUCGACCGUAUCCUUGCUCAGAUCGAACGAGGUGAAAAUAAAAUUGAUAGACUAGCCGCAAUCAAGAAAGCUCUUGAUUUUAAGGUGAAGAAGUAUCAACAGCCGUUCCACCAGCUGAAAAUCCCUCAUUCCACAGUGCGUGAUCAGAAUUGGUCAGAGGAAGAAGAUCGAUUCCUUAUUUGUAUGCUUCAAAAGUUAGGAUUUGACUCUGAAAAUGUGUAUGACAAAAUGCAAUCAGCUAUCAGGUUUGCACCUCAGUUCCAAUUCAAUCUGUUCCUUAGGAGUCGAACCUCAGCUGAUUUGCAGAAGCGCUGCAGGGCCUUGCUAGGACUCAUCAUGAAGGAGAACAAGAAAUCGGAGAAUGCUCCUGUGAAACGAAAAAGGCGUUGCAAGCGUAAACCACAAAAAAAAGAAGUAUCGGAUGCCUCGGGAAUGGAAUUUGAAGACCCUGAAGUGCAAUCAAAAAAGCGGAAAGAAUCGACAAGCUAGUAUGACCCUCUUGGGAAACUCUCAAAUUAAUUUAAAAUCAAUGAUUCUUUCCUCCUUUUUCUAAGCUCAAUUUUUUUGAUCAAGUAUUUUAUGCUCUUUUCGAUCUUUUAUAUUGUCCUACUUAUCUGUAUAGUAUUUGUAAUUUUAUGUAUUUAUAACUUUUCUAUUGAAGCAAUUUAUAGUCAAGGUUAUUUGUUACGUGGGCCUGUUUACCAUUAUCACAUACAGCUUCUUCUCCCAAUUUGCAUACUUUGUAAGUAGAAGCUAUUUUUAUGAAAGGUUCAUUUUUCUUGUUGCCAUCCAACUAUGUUGUAAAAAGUCAGUUGCAAGUUGAGGUUUUAAUUAGACGCAAAAUGACAGGACUUUACUUACAGCAGUUCUUGCUCUUUUCCUAGUUUUGCAGAAAUGUAAAAGAUACUUCAGCAAGAUUUUAAUAAUUUUUCAAGCCCAAUGUGAAAUAUUCAACACUUAUUUUCAAACUGAAGAAUUUGUAGAAUUAUAAUUAUAUUUCCCCACCCUCAAUCCCAUGGUGGGUACGUGAGAAAAGUAUCUGCAUUUGUCUUGAUCUACUUUCAAGAUGACAACUCAGCAAGAACCCAUUACUUAUGGAUGUUUUAUUAUUUUCUAUUUUUUGUAGCUGAAGAGAAAAUGAAACCAUUAAAAAAUGUAUUUUCUUUUGGCUGCGUCUUUAAGUAUAUUCCCAGUUCUAGGGUGAAGAUAUUUUUUAUUUGCCAAUGAAUAAUGUUUCAGGAAUCAUACUUAAGUGACACAGCUUUCAUCGCACUUAAGCGCAAGCAAAUAGGUUUUCAAAAAAUUACAAAUUUAUUUGCUUGCUCAGGAUUUCAUUCACAAUUACAGGGUAAAUAUAUCUACCAAAAUAUCAUCGUAAGCAGCUAUUAGAAAGAGAGAAAAAAUUUCCUUAGUAAUAUUUCCACCUAAAAUAGAAUGAUCUCGUUAUUUAUAAGAUUUUAGUUGUACCGCUAUUUCUUAAGUACCUGUUUGAAAAUUGAAACAUCCGAAGCUUCUUCAGAUCACAACUUCUCCUUAGUCUCCUAAAAUCAUGAGGUAAAAAAUAUUUUUGUUCCAAACGAAACAGAAAGCACCGCUCAGAGAUUUUUUGGAUAAGUUAGAAAUGUUUUUCCAGUAGGUAUGUAAAUUUAUACAUUCUUUUCUUCUCUUUUUUUUUGGGGGGGGGGGGGGUUAAAAUUUAUCCAUAGAUUUUUCUUAUAUUUAAUAUCAAAUCUGUGCAAUUUCAUACUUAACACCCCUCAAAUCUCGUAUCUAUUGAUUUUCUCUAUGGUUCCCAUACAUACAAGAUCCUACUUAGAAUGAAGUAUAAAUACCUAAAAAUUGUGCGUAAUGUCCAAGAGUUUCUUCUUGGGAAAACUUCCCCAAAAUUUGGAUUGACAUUAUUCAGCAUCUCUUAUCUAUAUUGCUAAGUAAUCAUAAUAAGCAAAAUUCUUCUCCAACUUCGAAUAAAUCUUUUCGUUCUUUAAGCGUCUCUUUCCUCUCGAUAUGAAUACAUAUUUGAAAAUUGUUGUAGAAAGAAGGAUUUCAAUGGGUAACAUAAGUAGCACCGUAUUUUUUAUUUUACUUCAAGAGCACAAAGUAUCCUUAUAAAGUGGAACUAUUCAACAAUGAAAGUGGAUCACAGUUGCACUGAAACAUUACAUUGCUUUCAUUCUUCACAUUCAUCUACUCCAUUUUUGUGCUCUUCUCAGAAAAUGUACUCAAAACUCUCUUUUUUGAUAUGCAUACUUUAAAUGUCCUUCCCUCCUCUUUUUUCGUCCUGAAUAUCCAUCUAACUCUGUAUUUUCAACAAAUUUUUACCUAAUUGUAAUAUGUAAAGCUGUUUGACAAACUUUCUUUCAUUUCAACAUUUAUUUUAAUUUUUUAAGUUUGAGCACAAAUUAGCAUGUAUUUUCUUCUGUAUCCAAAAAUUGUUAAAACCAGUGCUAUUUCUUUUUCUUAAAAAAAUAAACGUUUAUUUUUAAA
Bemisia tabaci is the source of this 5929-nucleotide messenger RNA. RefSeq names its product chromatin-remodeling complex ATPase chain Iswi. NCBI's taxonomy places the organism in Eukaryota, Metazoa, Arthropoda, Insecta, Hemiptera, Aleyrodidae. Gene Ontology annotation, cellular component: nucleus; chromatin. Gene Ontology annotation, molecular function: ATP hydrolysis activity; ATP binding; nucleosome binding. Gene Ontology annotation, biological process: nucleosome organization. The record is from RefSeq and is a predicted model, not a curated record.